Molecule: messenger RNA, 1387 nt
Organism: Corapipo altera (White-ruffed manakin)
Lineage: Eukaryota; Metazoa; Chordata; Aves; Passeriformes; Pipridae
Product: WD repeat-containing protein 54-like
Biological process (GO): cilium-dependent cell motility; sperm axoneme assembly; cilium assembly
Molecular function (GO): protein binding
Source: RefSeq, a predicted model, not a curated record
AUGGCGGCGGCGGGCAGCGGGUACCGCCGGGAGCGGGCCCUGGCCCUGCGGAACAGCAGCUCCGCCCUGUACAACAACCUGACUGUGCUGUGCCCCCCCGCGCGGCCCCCCCGGGCCUUCGGCGCCGUGCACGGCACCACCCUCAGCCUGCUGGGACCCGAGGGGCCCCCCCGGCAGCUGCCGGCGCGGGGGGGGGGCUCGGCCCUCAGCACCCCCCUGCUCACACAGGCCGCCUGGUGCGAGCUGCCAGCCCGGGUGCUCCUGGUCCUCACUUCCCAACGCGGUGUCCAGAUGUACGAGGCCGACGGCUCCACCCUGGUGUUCUGGCACGCGCUGGACGUCCCGGAGCACCCGGCGGCACAUUCCGUGUUUGCCCGAGGCAUCUCUGCGGCCGGGGAGCGCUUCAUCUGCGUGGGGACAUCCUCCGGGGCCGUGCUGGUGUUUGACAUCCCCCCCAAAGGCACCAACGUGACCCUGAGCGAGGUCCUGGAGCAGCACCGGGAUCCCAUCACCGACAUCGCGGCUGAGCAGGGCCAGGCCCCAGAGGCAGCUGGGGAUCUGGUGACAGCUGAUGACUCUGGGACCCUCUGCCUGUGGAGCACCGGGGAGGAGUUCACCCUGCUCGGAAAGAUCCCGGGAUCUGGCUGCACCUGCUCCUCGGUGACGCUGUGGAACGGGAUCGUGGCUGCGGGCUACGGGAAUGGGCAGAUCCGGCUGUGGGAGGCAGGGACGGGGCAGCUCCGUGCCCAGGUGAGCGCCCAUGCCCGCUGGAUCUACGCCCUGGACCUGGCACCGCUCACCGGAAAGCUGCUGUCGGGCGCAGAGGAUUCCUUUGUCCACGUCUGGAAGCUCAGCAGGGACCCGGACACGGAUGAUGUCGAGAUCCAGCACUGCCACGCCGAGUGCGUGACGGACACGCAGGUCUGCGGCGCCCGCUUCUGUGACCCUGCUGGGGACACCUUCGCUGUCACCGGCUACGACCUGAGCGAGAUCCUCUGCUAUGGCCCGGCCUGAGCCGGGAGCGCCGGGAACGCCGGGAACGUCGGGCUGAUCCAGCACCGCGGGCGAGGGGUGAGCACAGACCCCCCCUCCAGCUCCGAGGGGAUGUGAGGGGGGAGCUGGGCCGGAUCCUCCCGUGCCCAAAGCCCCGCCGAGGGCCGGAGCUGCUCUGGAGCCAGCCCAUCAAGGGGAUCCCCAAGAUACUCCCAUGGCCCCCCCUCCAGGUCCUGGGAUCCACCCGUGGCUCCCCACCCUUCCCGGAGGGCUGCGUGGCUGGGAACGGGCUCGGCCCAGACGGGAGGAUCCCGGGAAACCUGUGCUACCUGCUGCUCUGCCCCGGCCAGGAGAGCCCUGAGCCCGGCCCAGCCCUGAGCUUGGCCCAGCCCUG